Messenger RNA from Lagopus muta (rock ptarmigan), 2402 nucleotides. RefSeq names its product transforming growth factor beta receptor 1 (gene TGFBR1). The record is from RefSeq and is a predicted model, not a curated record. Gene Ontology annotation, cellular component: activin receptor complex; plasma membrane. Bases 500 to 1822 code for a protein of 440 amino acids. NCBI's taxonomy places the organism in Eukaryota, Metazoa, Chordata, Aves, Galliformes, Phasianidae. Gene Ontology annotation, biological process: transforming growth factor beta receptor signaling pathway; nervous system development; cellular response to growth factor stimulus. Gene Ontology annotation, molecular function: SMAD binding; ATP binding; transforming growth factor beta receptor activity, type I. The transcript has 9 exons.
CAUGGCGGAGGGGCCGGCUAGGGCGGAGUCGCCGCCUCCCCCGGCGUCCGAGCCCCGCGGGGCCCGCGCCCCGCUCGUCCCUUUGUCGACCGAACGCGGUGCCUCGGAUCCGAGGGAGGGGUGGCCGCGCUGUCGCGAGGCGCCCGCCGCCGUUCUGCCCGGCCCGGCGCGACUCCGGGGUUCGGCGCGGCGGAGCGAUCCUCGUGUCGGAAGAACCGCGGCGGAGCUCUGUCGGAAAACUCGCCUACUGCCGCGGGUGCCGCCGUCGUCGGACCGGGCGACCUGCGAGUCCUGCGGGCGUCCCGAGGGUGCUGGCGGGCGGCGUGGCGGGCUGGGGCGGGCUGCGAGCACCGCUGUGGAGCUGCGCUUCAAUCUGUGAUUAGACGACGCAUUACAGUGUUACUGCCAUCUAUGCACAAAAGACAACUUCACCUGUGUGACAGAUGGGCUUUGUUUUACCUCAGUAACGCGGAUUGCAGAUAGGGUCAUUCACAACAGCAUGUGUAUAGCAGAAAUCGAUCUGAUUCCCCGGGACAGACCGUUUGUUUGUGCACCAUCCUCCAGAGAUGGAGUUACUACUUUGCCUCAUUGCUGUGACAAAGACCACUGCAAUAAAAUAGAACUUCCAAUUCCAACACCAGGUCCUACUCCAGGAAGACCAGCUUCUAGUCUGGGACCUGUGGAACUGGCAGCUGUUAUUGCUGGACCUGUCUGCUUUGUCUGCAUUUCAUUGAUGCUGAUUCUGUAUCUUUGUCAUAACCGUACUGUAAUUCAUCACCGUGUGCCAAGUGAAGAAGAUCCUUCAUUGGAUCGUCCCUUUAUAUCUGAAGGAACUACUUUAAAGGAUUUAAUUUAUGAUAUGACAACUUCAGGCUCUGGGUCAGGUUUACCUUUACUUGUGCAAAGAACAAUUGCACGAACUAUAGUACUCCAAGAAAGCAUUGGUAAGGGUCGCUUUGGAGAAGUAUGGAGGGGGAAAUGGAGAGGAGAAGAAGUUGCUGUGAAGAUCUUCUCUUCAAGAGAAGAGCGCUCGUGGUUUCGAGAGGCAGAAAUUUAUCAAACAGUUAUGCUACGACAUGAAAACAUUCUUGGAUUCAUAGCUGCGGACAAUAAAGACAAUGGUACGUGGACACAGCUGUGGUUGGUGUCAGAUUAUCACGAACAUGGGUCGCUCUUUGAUUACCUGAACAGGUAUACAGUAACCGUGGAAGGAAUGAUAAAAUUAGCCUUGUCUACUGCCAGUGGCCUUGCUCAUCUUCACAUGGAAAUUGUAGGCACACAAGGCAAACCAGCGAUUGCCCACAGAGAUUUGAAAUCAAAAAACAUAUUGGUAAAAAAGAAUGGAACAUGCUGCAUUGCAGACCUGGGGCUGGCAGUUCGACACGAUUCAGCUACGGACACAAUUGACAUUGCCCCCAACCACAGAGUAGGAACAAAAAGGUACAUGGCACCUGAAGUUUUAGAUGAUUCCAUAAAUAUGAAACAUUUUGAGUCAUUCAAACGAGCAGACAUCUAUGCAAUGGGAUUAGUAUUUUGGGAAAUUGCUCGUCGAUGUUCAAUCGGUGGAAUCCAUGAAGAUUACCAGUUGCCAUAUUAUGACCUAGUUCCUUCAGAUCCUUCUGUUGAAGAAAUGAAAAAAGUUGUUUGUGAGCAGAAGUUAAGGCCCAAUAUCCCAAACAGAUGGCAGAGCUGUGAGGCAUUACGAGUAAUGGCAAAGAUCAUGCGGGAAUGCUGGUAUGCCAACGGAGCUGCUAGGCUAACAGCGUUGCGUAUUAAGAAAACACUAUCACAGCUUAGUCAACAGGAGGGGAUAAAGAUGUGAUCCUGGAUUUGCUACCAAAAACAAACACAAAAAAAACUGUAAAAAUCCAUACCUGCACCAGAGUGGCGUGUUAAGAAGGUUAAUUGUUCUACCUCACUGAGGGAACAGAAGGAUAUUGCUGCCUUUUAAUACUGCAUAGGAACGUCACUUGUUAGGAUUUCUGUGGAUGUGCUGAGCAGUUGCUUUGGGUCCUUUCUGUGCACUAUGAACCUUGUUCUGAGGUUACUUACAAAACAUCGUGUAGACUAGUUUUGCUUUUAUUGACCUAUGAUUUUUUUAUUUGGAAAGUUCAUAGCUGGUCUUAACUUCUAGUAAACUGUACUGAAAACAAGAUUGCUUUUAAAAUGGCAACGGUUCACUGUAUUGUUCUAGAGUGCAUUGAAGGCUGCUUCAGCGACGUUAUUCCUGCCUGGUACAUUGAGUAUUCUGAACCACUGUUACAGUUCUUUGAUUCAGAUUUUGAAUGUACUGUUGGAGUAUGCUUUGCUGCCCAUUAAGGUUGUAUGUCUUUGGAAUGCUUACCUUAAUUUGCAAAUUGACCUCAUUCAGUAGUGGGGAACAUAAAUUAUGCAACUAUCUA